Molecule: messenger RNA, 849 nt
Organism: Daucus carota subsp. sativus
Lineage: Eukaryota; Viridiplantae; Streptophyta; Magnoliopsida; Apiales; Apiaceae
Exons: 4
Coding region: 88-804 (238 amino acids)
Biological process (GO): aromatic amino acid biosynthetic process
Molecular function (GO): 3-dehydroquinate synthase activity; oxidoreductase activity
Source: RefSeq, a predicted model, not a curated record
ACUUUCUCAAAGUACAAACUUGUGGUAUUCAAAAGGAACAUCUUUCACUACAACAAACAGCAGACAGAGAUAUCCACACAUUCUAUCAUGGAUUUUCCUCUGGCUUCCACUCGUAGCAAGCGAUCAGUCGCUCAAGACCUCAUACUCAGGAAGUACUCACCAGCAUCAUUCGAGCUUCCAAAACAUGUUGUCAUUGUGAUGGAUGGUCUUAAGGAGCCUUCUUUAGCACUCCUGGAGUGGGUGCUUAAGAAUUUCGCGGUAGAAACUCACUGCACUGUCACCCUCCUCCGCGUGAUGCCCUGGCUUACGUUUCCAUUUUCUGGCAGGACUUGGGAUGAUAUCUGGAUGCUGGAUUUCGAAGAUUUGGUUACAAAUCAGGAGGAAACACAAUGCAAAAAUGAUGUCUACUUGAAACUGCAACCCCUGAUCGAGCUGUGUCGACAAUAUAAUGUGAUCCCACAAGUUAAACCUUUGAUGGGAUUCCCUAUCCACUUACUUGUUGGUGAGCAAAUCACAAGUCUCCAUGCGACGUUGGCAGUAAUCGACAGGCAUCAUGCCAAGAAGAAUAUAAAUUACUAUGCAGCAAGAGUUCCGUGCAACAUACUUGCUAUGAAUCAGGACGGUGAGUUUGACAUGAUUAAAGCUCGUUCUGGCAUCGAUGUUGAUGACUACAGCAUUGGAGACUCUCCCGCUCCUACGCCCAAAUUGAUAGUGUCCCAUCGCUUUCUAAACAAGUUUCUGAAGCAGAAGGAAAAGACUGGCAAAGAGGAGAAAAGUUUAUACACCGUAUGUAGUACUCCGUAAAGAGUUGGAUCCUCAAUUUCUCUCAAUGAAGAAUGGCUUGUGAUA